GAAGGAAAGGCGCGCAGUAGCGUGAAGAAGCGGGAAGCGAGAGGACGCACAUUGGAAAAAAGAGCGAUUAACUGCGCAGACGAGGUGACAGUGGAGAAGUUGCUGACGGAAGAGAAAGCUGACUUAGACGUCCUGGUGCAAAUCUCCUGGUGGAGGCCCAGGGAGACGCGAGGAAACGACCGAUCGCCUGGCGACGAUAAGUGCGCUGAAAAAUUGCCACUGUUCCUCCUCGUAACUUUCCGUAGAAAUAGAGACUUUCUUUCUGGGAACCGAGACAUCCGGUGUGAAAGUCGACUCGGAACGCGGCACCGGUGGUUGGAACCGUGCAACCAAGUUUUAAGAGAGAAAGAGUCCCGUCGUCGGCGGGAUCAAGGGGCUACCCUGUACGUGUCUGAGGCGAGCGUCCGGUGAUCCGAACAUUUCUUCGGGGACGACAACUUUAACAGGGAAGGAGUCCCUCUAUAUAUAUAUCCCCUAUCAGUAAAGGCGUAUCUGGGGAGACUUGGCCGCCCUCCAGCUUCCCGGGCCUAGAGCUUAGGCGAAGCUCUCAAAAAUAACGCCCUGGCGACCGUGGACGGGCAAUAGGAUCCGUGAGAAACUUUCCGUCUCAAGGUUUGACUGUGAACGAAAUAAAGACGCUGGUAGCUAUGCACAAGAAUAUGAAGUCCGGUGGAUCGUUGAACGACCUUAAUUUAAGGGCCGUGGAAAACUACCGCGAGUACCUGCGUAUACCGUCGGUGCAUCCGGAUAUUAAUUACGACGAUUGCGUAGCGUUCCUUCUGAGACAGGCGGAUUCUCUCCAACUGCCGGUCCACGUUCAUCAUGUACGUCCCGACAAACCGGUGGUGGUCAUCACGUGGGAAGGAACGGACCCGAUUAAGCCGUCGAUUCUCUUGAACAGUCACAUGGAUGUAGUGCCAGUUUUCGAGCAUGAAUGGACUUAUCCGCCGUUCGACGCGCACAUGGACGAGCAGGGCAACAUUUACGCUCGCGGCGCUCAGGACACGAAAGUCCUGGGGAUACAAUACCUGGAGGCGAUUCACAGACUCAAGCUGAACGGUCAACGUCUCUCGCGGACUGUCCACGUUUCUUUUGUGCCGGACGAGGAGAUCGGCGGAGAACUCGGGAUGAAGAAGUACGUGCGUAGCGAACACUUCAAGUCUCUGAACGUUGGCUUCGCGCUGGACGAGAACGUGAGCUCUUCUACUCCAACCUUCGUCGUUGCCUUCGAUGAAAAGAUAAAGUUGGGCCUGAUGAUAAAGUGCAAAGAGCGACUGAGAAAACCAAGUUGCAGAAUGUCGACAUCAGUUACGUGACGUCUGUGAAUCUUACAGUCCUCAAGGGUGGUGUGCAGAAUAACGUGAUACCCGACGAGAUAAUAGCAGAAUUUGACAUUCGUCUGCAGCCUACUUACAAACCCGAUGAAUUUGAGGC
This is a messenger RNA of Dinoponera quadriceps, 1434 nucleotides long. Its product is annotated as aminoacylase-1-like. Gene Ontology annotation, molecular function: aminoacylase activity. The coding region runs from base 648 to 1316 and encodes 222 amino acids. The transcript is spliced from 7 exons. Lineage: Eukaryota; Metazoa; Arthropoda; Insecta; Hymenoptera; Formicidae. The record is from RefSeq and is a predicted model, not a curated record.